Molecule: messenger RNA, 5668 nt
Organism: Planococcus citri (citrus mealybug)
Lineage: Eukaryota; Metazoa; Arthropoda; Insecta; Hemiptera; Pseudococcidae
Gene: sowah
Product: sosondowah
Exons: 8
Coding region: 115-1080 (321 amino acids)
Source: RefSeq, a predicted model, not a curated record
CAGUAUUUACGAAAUCAAAUUGUUGAUUACGUUAGUUUCUGUACAGUUUCUGUUAAAAAUGAUUAAUUUUAAUCGAUAUUUUUAGUAAAUCGGUGAUUUUUAUAGUGAAAUGCAAUGUCUAAAGAAUACUCGACGACUUUACGACUAACCGCUGACUCGGUUCGUGAUUAUAUAGUGAACAGAGGAGGCAAAGUUUACAAUACCGAACUAGUGAAAUACUUCAGACCAUUACUAACUGAUCCUGAAACCAAAGAAUUAGCUAGAGAACAAUUCAAACGAAUUGUCAAUCAAAUUGCCAUUGUUACACGAGAUGAACGGGGUGAAAAAUUCUUGGUACUGAAAAAGCCGUCAAAAUAUGGAGCUGAUUACGAAAAUUCGCCAAUAGGAACUCCUGAACCAGGUCUCAGUAGUGCGACAUCAUUUUCAUCUUUAGCCACCGGUAUUCCUCACGCAUCCUCCAUAGAUUCUCUUCACUCAAUUUCAUCCCUAUCGAAACAACCUCCUCCGUAUCGGUCACCUCCUCCUGUUCUAUCUCCUAAAUCCGUCCAUGGUUCAAAUUUCGGUUAUCCUACGUCGCCAUCGGAGUCGUCACAUGAGAAAACACCUCCACCUGUUCCACCCAGACGUAAAAGCAGCGAUAAAAUCAAAUUUAAUAAUAAAGAAAAUGAACCAGAUGAAAAUUCAAAACCAUCAGCGCUUAGUUCGGAAGAAAGUGAGAAUAAAGUUGCGGAAAACGAGCAAAAAAUUAGCGUUAAAGAACGUACACAGCGAUUCAAUCGGUUGGCUUCCACAGAAGGUCCGAUACCUAAAAUACAACAGCCUGUUGGAACAAGCGCCGCUUACAAAAAACGAUUUGAUAAGGGUACACUUUCCGACCGUGAAGAUGAAGAUUCGGCCUCCGUAGCUUCGUUUGAUCCAAGAUCGAGAGAAUGGCUAGUUCGAGCUGCUCAGGGAAAUUAUCAGGCGUUGGCGAAGAUGGUCUCGGAGAAUCCGAAACUCGCAAAAUUCAAGGAUCCAGCUACCGGUGUAAGUAAUUACAUUAUUUAUGUUUGGUUGAUGUGUGUAUCUUUACAUACAUAACGCGAAUUUACGCGUAAAAUUUAUCGCUUUGUGGAGAACUAUAAAAACAUUUAAACGGGUGUUUUUUCGGAUGAGUUUAUUAAACGAUGCUGAAAGUACUUACAUAGACGUACCUAGGCCUACUAGUACAAUAUGAUAGACUCUUAUGUGUACGUCAUAUUAUACUUGAUACGAAAAUACGAGAGUAUGUAGAUUAUACAUAUAGACUGCGAAUCCUUCAUCGUGAAAAUUUUACCGAUUGAGCUUUUGUGUAUGUAGAGAUACAACAACACUAGUAUAGGUUAGGUUUAUUCUAUGAAGAUAAAUAAUGUAUACAGUGCGAUGGUUUGUUUGAACUUAUUGAUUAAUCCGUCAUGUGAAAAUUAAUUAGUUCAUUAGAUGUCAGUAACGAGUGGAAUUUCUAUGUACGUGAUCGAUGGUAUGAAGGUGAUAAUUGCUCGAUUAAUGACAACGUCAUUCUCGCAGCGAAGGACUUAUUUGUCGAGUUGUUCUAGUGUUUGAGAAGACUAAAAAAAUGCUGCCGCCGUUGAAUAAAAUAUGCUAAAGAAUGUCCAACUGCUUUGAUACCUGGCGCAUGGCUUUAUUUGUACAUUUUCACCAGUGAAGAAAUAAGUGAGAAAAUCCAUUUCUAAAAUGAGAGGUGGUUUUGUAGUAUGUUUGUGUGAGUUUUUUUUUUUUUUUGAAGGAGAAGAAAGAAGGCCAGACUUGCCCUUGUACAGGGUGUCGUUUAAGGUAAUCACUCGUUGAAACGAUGGAAAAUUUAAGAAAACUGAUUGAAUCCAUUUUAUAUGUAUAUGUACUCGUGUGUCGGUGAACUUGCUCACUUCGAAUCUAGGUAGGCAUAUUUGAAUCGUUUUCAUUUUCAAAACAUGCGAAAUCACAUUAUAACUUGCUUGUUAAAGUAUAAUUUUAUGGUCUGAAAUUCAAUUUUUUUUGUUUUUCUUACACUAAGAUGGUGUUUUAAACACUGGAACUGAAUGAAAAUCAAAUUUUUAAAAAUGAGAGCGUAUUUUUGGUACAGCAGAAAAUGUAUUAUCAUAUUUUCAAAAAUUAGUGACGUUUUUAUAUGUAGGCACUUGGUAGUAAUAUUCAUUUAGAGCAACAAAAACCGGUUAUUUUCACUUGUUGCCUUGACUUGACUCAAUAUUGAAGGGGUUUAUGUUACACAAGAUCUCAACAAUUUAAAAAAAACCCUCAUUUCAAGAAGAUAAAUAGAGAAUGAGUCGAAUGAAUUUAUUCUCGAACCAAAUAAGUGUUUUUUUUUUAUUGAGAGAAAAAAGUUUUUUUUUAAUUUUUAAUUUUUUAUAACGAUGAACAUUUUUUUUACUGCUGAAAUGCGGACAACUGAUUUCAUUUUAUAGAUGAUUUCUUAUAAUUAAAAUUAAAAAUCGAUCGAUCAACAAUAUCGAAAUAAUGUCAUUCGAACCUUUUUUUUCGAACAAAACGAAGACAAAUGAAAGACCGUCACUUUUCAUGAUCUAGACAUUAAAAACCAAAAGAUCGGUUUAUCGAAAGUAUCGUUUUUCAAAAGAUCGAAGGAUCCUACGAAAUAACAAAGAGAAGAAAAUCGUGUACCAUACCAUGAAAUUUCUCAUCAGCAACUUGCGAUACCUAUUUUUUUUUCUAUGAAGCUUACUUUUGAAAUGUGAAACUUUGAUCGAUUAUUUGUGAGAUGCAAUUUUCUAGUUUUUGGUAGCCUAAAUUUUCAAAAAUUAGCUAAUCAGGUAAAAUUUGAACCAAUUUUCAUUUUCUUACAAAAAUCAAAAUUUGAUCAAAUUGAGGCAGAGAGUUUCAAUUUGGUUUUUAUCUCAAUAUUUACGUUCGUUUAUUUUCUAUCAUUAUUUUUAGAAACGUGUUUUACUCAUGUAUAGGGCAAUUAUUUUUAUGAUAUCGCAUAUUUUUUCCUGCUGCACCAGAUACCGCAUAUCGCAAUUUUCUUCACGUUUCAUGCAAUUUCAAGAUGAAUGGUGAAAUUUUAUGGCGCAUAUUUUCGCAUAUUUUGGGUAUAAAUGCAUAAUAAAAAACGCUUAUUUUAGUUAAAAAACGUCAAAAUUUUGCUUAUUUUGAGCUUUUUUUCAGGUCGUUAAAGCUUUUUUGAGAAAAAAACGGCAAAAAUCAGUCAACAAAAUAGGGAAAACAAAAAAUUUGACAUUUUUGAUAUUUAAAAAAAAAAAAAAAAAAAAAAACAUGUUUUUAUUUGUGUCUUCAAAUGUAUGAUAGUGAUGUGAUGGAUGAUACAAUGAAUUUUUAUUGAAAAAAAAAAAUAUAUAUUUGACGUUUCCUUUCUAUUUUCUUAUGUUUUUUGAUAUUGCACUGAAAAUACAAACAUUUUGAUACCCAUGAUGGUGCACAUUUUAUGGCACUUAUUUAAGCUUUUUUCAGGUUUUUAGCGCAAAUAAAAAUGCUUUUUUCCCACAUUUUUACAGCAUAUUAUAAGCGUUUUUUUUGGUGUUUUUAGCGCAUAAAAAUAAUUGCCCUGCUCAUGUAUAAAGCCAAAAAAAAAUAGAUUUUAAGAUUUUAACCAGGUCUUGAGCUUUUUCCCAUGCUUUUCCGCAGUAAUAAUUUUCGUUUCAACUCGAGAUGUUUUUAUGCCAAGUUUUGUUAGAAAAUUACAAAAUUUAAAAUGCGUUCGUUCUAUCUUUCUAUAGCGUUGAAUUUCAUUUUGACCUUUUCUGACAAUUUUUCCAAAAUUGGAAAAUUCAAAAACUUGCCAAUUGCAGUUUUCUGCCUUAUUUUAUGAUUUCUUUCCUGGAGAAUGGUCUGAAUUUUGAAUUUUCAAAAAUUUGCUCUCGAUUGAGAAAUGUAGUCCAGUUUUUGAUAUUCAGUUUGGAUGCUCUUUUGAGUUUUCUGUGUUCGAUCCAAAGGUGUUUCUGCCAGUUUUGGGUACCUCCCUCGUAAGGUCCUAUGAAUAAAUAAUGAGGAAAAAUGAAAUUGCGGUGCAUUUCUCUCCUAAAAUGUGUUGUGAGAUUUUUGUUGAGGAACUUUUAAUUUUGAGAAAUUUCGAGUCAAUAUUAAAAGCUCAAUUUUUAUUGAACAACCAUUUCUUAUUGUAACCUUCGAGCCACCUUUGUAAAUUUGAAAUUUUGUAUUCUCCAAAAUUUGUGCCCCCGAGGAAGAAACUCCCCUGCUUUAUACAUUCAUUGCUGUUGAGUAAUUACACACAAACCCACAACGCACGAUAAAAAAUUUGAAAUUUCAUCCGUUAAAUUUGACCUGAGGGCCUGAGGCGUUUUUCGGCUGGUGUAUAUGCAAAGUCUAGUAUGCUGGCUGAGUGGCUGGUUAUUUCAUUGCUGGUUGAAAACGACUCGAGUGUAUACAAUUUAAAGUAGCUAAACCCUUUCACUUGUUAUGUGGAUAAACAAUGUAUAGCCUACUGGUGGGUAUUACUUACUAGUACAAAAGGCGGAUGAAAGUAAUAAUAACGAUAGCGCACGACUUGGCGUCAUACGUCGUCUUAUCAAACGAACAUAUCAAUCGCUUCGAGUCGGAGAUGGCGGGCGUGUUUAGAUGCUAUUUAACUAUAGCUGCUAUUGAGCGAGAUUAUACAGUAGCGGCGGAGUAAGGAAAAAAAUAUUAAAUAACCGGCUAUUUGUCGUUAGAGAAGUUAGAGAUCGUUUAAAAUGAGAAUUUCAAACAAAACCCGAUUCGUCCAUAAUCAGCUCGGCGCACGUACCUGUCUCCUUCAACUUACCAAACACUUGUCCGGUGCUUGUGUGCGCGGCAGCUGAAGUCAUCAUCAGCUGCGUUGAAGACACAUCGCGUAUCGUUGCUGACUAUAGAGUCUUACUGUGCUCUUAUAUGCAAAACGUAUGUAUCUUUCUGUAGGCACACAACACACGAGUUUACAUAUUACGUUCAAUUCGUGUCUUCGUUUCUAUACCUUCUUAUUUUUUUUUUUUGAACUCUUUAAUUACCGGUAUAGUAUGGUGGAGAUACCCUUAUGUACUGCCGCUUGUCCUGACAAUGCUAAUAACCUUACUUCUUCGUUCAAUUAUUAUUGCCGCGGAGAGUUUCCUUCAAGGAAAAUUAUUAAUGUGGCAGUUUACGUAAUUUCAUAUGUAGUAUCAGGUGUUAUAUGUUAUUGAGAACGGAUAAAGUGAGAGGGUUUUGUGUUUAGUAGGUAUUUUUUUUUUCCAAACGGUAUAAGAAGUCCGGUCAGUUCUGCUGACGAGGAAAUGCGAGUUUUACACGUUUAAUUUGCCUUUUACUUGUAGAUAUUUAAUCUCGUUAUCCGAACACAUGUUUAUGCACGAAAAUACAAGUGUGUAUUGUUGAUAGGGUAUUUUCCAUUCGUUUUACGAGUGAUUGCCUUAUGCAUGAGAAGGUAUGUUACUACCUAUCUAUCAAUUACAUUGUGUAUAUCUUGUAUCGAAGUGUUUAGAAACGAUUGAGGAGGAUCUGUAUCGAUUGAUUUGCAUUUGAACAAUGAACAUACUAAAAUAUUACAUUUUUUGGGGUUUAUAUUCCAAUAAAAAAUUCACCCAAUGUGUAUGGCUUCGGUGAAAAUUCUGUAAUAGGUAGGAAUCUGUUGCAUUGGCUGACGGACUCAGUACUCUAGGCAUUCUCUUUUUUUCUCACGAAGAAGAAU